Molecule: messenger RNA, 3675 nt
Organism: Brassica napus (rape)
Lineage: Eukaryota; Viridiplantae; Streptophyta; Magnoliopsida; Brassicales; Brassicaceae
Product: protease inhibitor HPI-like
Exons: 2
Coding region: 3347-3499 (50 amino acids)
Biological process (GO): response to wounding
Molecular function (GO): serine-type endopeptidase inhibitor activity
Source: RefSeq, a predicted model, not a curated record
UAAAUCCGAAAACCAAAACUCAAUUGGAUAAAACCGAAAUUCGAUUGGGAUCCCGAAUGUCCAGACCUAAAUUAAAUAAUAAAAAUAUUGAUCAAAACAGAAGUUCGGAUCACAAAUAUUUUUAAAAUCUCGGAUAUUCUACGUAGUAGCGAAACAAAUUAAAUAACAAAAAAUUGAUUAAAACAACAGCUAUGGUAUAUUAAGACUCAGAUUAUGGAAAACAAGCAUAGCUAGCAAACAUUGUCACUAGUAUAUACAGAAACAAAAAGGGAAGAAAAAUGGUAUCUAAUAAUUGUCCUUACAUUGGUAUUCUCUACGCUUUUGAAUUCUGAUCUAAUUGUCAAUAUGAGGAAAUUAUUCAAAAGUAAAAUUACUUGUAAAAACAUUAAUCCAGAUAAGCAUCAGGAACCGUUACUCUCCAUCCAUUAUGAUAUAUGGUUCUACUGGUACUGAUGAUGGUCUACUUUUAUCGUUGUCAAAGCUUGAAUAUCGACUAUAAAAAUUUCAAGAAAAACGGUAUAACUUGUCAAAGCUUAUCCAUAGUUUUAUAAAUGUCGAAGGGGUGUAUUUCAAACCCGUUAGUCAAGGUUUUCGACUUUGAAUUUGCAAGCGUUCACCGACUACACCGACUCUACAAAUUGGACUCGGAUUCCUAAAGAUGAGCAUAUCAAAUAUAUCACAACACUGCAAAGGUAGAAAGGGGAAGCAAAAUGUCGUCCGAAUGUCCUGGUAAAAUUUUAAAUUGUUACGGCUUUACUUAAGCAGACUAACCGCUCCUUUUGCACCAUGCGCGUGUAACAAAAAAUGGUACACCUAACUCAAUAGACACCACGGUGUGCUUUGAGACUAAAACGUUAUUUUUGCCUCUUUGUUAAUUAGUAGAAACCAAGUCCAUGUAAUAUGAAAAUACCAACGAUUAAUCUAAUUAUGCUCUUAAGUUGGACAAAUUCGAUAAGACGUCUGGCUGUUUCUUAUUCGAAGUUUAAAUAACGAUUUUUUGUUCAAAAAAAAAAUAACGAUUUAUUUGUUUUCAUUCUUCUAGAAAAUAAUUAAGUUUAUGAUAUAAAUCUUGAGGACAAUAAGAAUUUGAAGUCUCUUCUAUGAAAUCGGUUUAUAUAGAGAUAUAUUGUAUGGCCAAGCCAUAUUGGUGAUUUUUCCCCUCUCCAUGUUGAUGUUUCAUUUAUAAUUUCAACUAGAUUUUGACCAGCGCUUCGAAAGCGCGGGUUCUUCUUUGGAUUAUAAACAAAAUUUGUGAAUUAGUAUUUUAGAAUUGGCGUACAUUAUUCUCUUACAAAGUCAUUAUAUCGAAGAAGGGCACUUGUUUAAAAUUAUAUAAUUCGUGAAUUUGUUUAUAUAAUAUUUUGUAUGUACACUAUUAUAUAACUCUUUUUAGUCUUAGAUGUUUCACCGGAUCCGAAAAACCAUACCAAAAUCAACAAAAAAAUAUAGUUGGGUUUGGAUCAAGGGCAAAGUACAUAUUUGAUUUUUUCUCCGACUUGCGGUCUUUGUUCGAUUCCUAGUUCUAUCUGAGAUCCAUUUGGGUAUUCAAAAUAUAUUAGUUUAUAUAAUAUUUGUAUGUACACUAUUGUAUAAUUCUUUUUAGUCUUAGAUAUUUCACCGGGUCCGAAAAACCAAACCAAAAUCAAUCAAGAAAUAUAGUUGUGGUUUGGGUUUGGAUUUAGGGCAAAGUACAUAUUUGAUUUUUUCGUCGACUUGCGGUCUUUAUUCGAUUCCUAGUCCUAUCCGAGACCCAGUUGGGUAUUCAAAGUAUAUUAAAUGUUUUAAGUAUAUUAGGUAUAUUUGAUUUUUUCAUAUAUGUAUUUGGUAUUUCGAUUGUGUUUUCAGUAUUAUGAAUAUUUUUUUAAGUUUCAGAUCCAGAUUUCCGAUUAUAGUUUCGGGUAAAAUUCAAGUUUUUUUGGGUAUGAAGAAAUGUUUUUAGGUAUCUUAGGUUCCUCAUGUCAUAUUUACCGUAAAAUUUGGGUUUUUUUAGGAAUUUAAAUAUUUUUCAGGUAUUUAUUUGUGUUUUCGGAUUUUUUUUGUGUUUCAGUAUUUUUUUAAUUUUUGGGUACUUCGAAUAUUUUUCGAGUCCUAAAAACCCCAAGCCAAUUUGGACCGUUACGUACCCAAAAACUAUAGGUAUUUUGUAGGUAUUUGAAUUAUGGACUUUGAUCCCAAAGAAAUCGACCCGAAUCCGAACCAGAAAAUUUUAAAUACUUAGAUCAAAAGGAACCGAUCCGUACCCAACCAAAAGACCCGAUGCCCAUACCUACUCUCUCACGUUAUAUUUUGUGUGCAUUUUAUAAGAGUUACAUUUGUUGAACUUGUGAGCCUUAAGAUUUACUUGGUUGAUUUUGGCUAAUUUAGUAGUAUAGAUUUGUAAAUUUUUUAAUAAUUUUUAAUUAGAUAUAUUUUGGCUAAUUUAGUUCAGUUAUAAUAAUUUUUUAAGCGCGGAUCAAAAUUCUGAUAACUGAACUAGAUUUUGGCUAAUUUAGUAGUAUACAAUGUUCAUAUCUCUUAAGUUGGACAAAUUCGAUAAGACGUCUGGCUGUUUCUUAUUCGAAGUUUAAAUAACGAUUUUUUGUUCAAAAAAAAAAAUAACGAUUUAUUUGUUUUCAUUCUUCUAGAAAAUAAUUAAGUUUAUGAUAUAAAUCUUGAGGACAAUAAGAAUUUGAAGUCUCUUCUAUGAAAUCGGUUUAUAUAGAGAUAUAUUGUAUCCAUAUUGGUGAUUUUUCCCCUCUCCAUGUUGAUGUUUCAUUUAUAAUUUCAAUAGGUUACUUUUACCUAAUAUAACCUGGGAGGCGUGGUCUAGGGGCAUAUUAUUUUGAUUAAUUCAAUAAAAAUCGAGAGAUUGACUUAUUUAGCUCUAAAAUAUCAAAUGUAAGUUACAAACCGAUCUAUCUAAUGUGGUUGCUUUGAGUGCUUGCAGUUGCAGGGAAGAACUCAUGGCCGGAGCUUGUGUUGGAAUAUACUCCGAGAUUAUAGGAGCUAAGGUUGGGUUGUUGAGUUCUGUUACGAUUGUAUAGGGACUUAGUUGAUAAGAGAUCCUUCUCUACUUGUAUAUAUACAUGUAAUGUGACUCAACGUGAUAUACAUAAAUAUUCUCAGCAUUUGCUUUCUUCUCUGUUCCUCUAUAUGGUAUCAGAGCACGAACCUUUUUUUUUUUCUAAAGAACCCUAAACCGAAUCGACAAUGUCGACAACCCCGACUGGAUCUCCUCCCACGAACCCGAUAACAACGGUAGUGAGGAGGACGAUUUCACCAUACGACUUGCACUCUGCGGACAAUUCUGGAGCUGUGAUUUCACAUCCUCUGUUGGUCACGAUCUAACGGCUACCAUUGAUGUUAUAUGCGGGAUUCAGUGAUCAAAAGAGAGAAUUCAGGUGUCAAUGUAGUCGUGAUUUUGGAUGGAAGUCCAGUGACUGGAGACCUCAGGUGCGACCGCGUAAGGGUUUGUGUUGAUGGAAAUCGUAUCGUCGUCCAAGUCCCUACCGCUGGCUAGAAUUGUAUACGAACAUUAUGUGUAAUAUAGACUUAAGUAUGUAGACAAUGUGUAGCUGGUUGGUACGAUAAUAAUGUAGUUUGCAUCACCUGCUUAAAUAGUUUGGGUGUUUGUUUCACUCAGUAUUACUUAUGACUUAUGUCUCAGUUAUAUCUGUAAACCAAGUAAUUUCGGUG